Neomonachus schauinslandi (Hawaiian monk seal) is the source of this 7174-nucleotide messenger RNA. It is a transcript of the gene FOXK1, whose product is annotated as forkhead box K1. Lineage: Eukaryota; Metazoa; Chordata; Mammalia; Carnivora; Phocidae. The transcript is spliced from 8 exons. The record is from RefSeq and is a predicted model, not a curated record. Gene Ontology annotation, biological process: regulation of transcription by RNA polymerase II. The coding region runs from base 1 to 1608 and encodes 535 amino acids. Gene Ontology annotation, molecular function: DNA-binding transcription factor activity, RNA polymerase II-specific; RNA polymerase II cis-regulatory region sequence-specific DNA binding.
AUGCACCAGGGCGUCCUGCGCUUCAGCACCGUCGGGCAGAACACAGUGCAGAGAAUCUUCGGGACACGCUCCUCACUUUGGGGCCACGUGACCUUUGAAUCACAGCUUCAGGCCGCGCGCGUGUUGGUGGCGGUCAUGAACUCAGGACGUGUCGUUUCUCUCCGCAGUGUUCCCAACUCCUGCCCGGCCAGUCCACGUGGCGCCGGGUCAUCCGGCUACCGCUUUGUUCAGAACGUGACCUCGGACCUGCAGCUGGCCGCAGAGUUUGCCGCGAAGGCCGCCUCGGAGCAGCAGACAGACACGUCCGGGGGCGACAGCCCUAAGGAUGAGUCGAAGCCGCCGUACUCGUACGCUCAGCUGAUCGUGCAGGCCAUCUCGUCCGCACCGGACAGGCAGCUAACACUAAGCGGGAUCUACGCCCACAUCACCAAGCAUCACCCUUACUACCGGACGGCUGAGAAAGGCUGGCAGAAUUCAAUCCGACACAACCUCUCUUUGAACCGUUACUUUAUUAAAGUCCCUCGUUCCCAGGAGGAGCCCGGGAAGGGGUCUUUUUGGCGAAUAGACCCUGCCUCAGAAGCGAAGCUCGUGGAACAGGCAUUCCGAAAACGGAGGCAGAGGGGCGUCUCCUGUUUCCGCACCCCGUUCGGGCCUCUGUCGUCCAGGAGUGCUCCAGCUUCACCCACUCACCCUGGGCUAAUGUCCCCUCGUUCUAGUGGCCUGCAGACCCCAGAGUGCCUGUCUCGAGAGGGCUCACCCAUUCCACACGACCCUGACUUUGGGUCAAAGCUAGCUUCUGUUCCAGAGUAUCGGUAUUCCCAAAGCGCACCUGGCUCUCCGGUCAGCGCCCAGCCGGUGAUCAUGGCCGUGCCUCCCCGGCCGCCCAGCCUGGUGGCCAAGCCCGUCGCCUACAUGCCAGCAUCUCUAGUGACGGCACAGCCGCCCUCAGGCCACGCGAUCCACGUGGUGCAGCAGGCUCCCCCCGUCACCAUGCUCAGGGUGGUCACCACCUCCGCCAGCUCCGCCAACGGGUACAUCCUUGCCAGCCAGGCCUCGGCAGGGGGCGCCCACGAGGCGGCGGGCACAGCCGUGCUGGACCUGGGCGGCGAGGCCAGAGGCCUGGAAGAGAAGCCCACCAUCGCGUUCGCCACCAUCCCCGCCGCCAGCCGCGUCAUCCAGACCGUGGCCAGCCAGAUGGCCCCGGGCGUCCCCGGACACACGGUCACCAUCCUGCAGCCAGCCACACCGGUGACCCUCGGGCAGCACCACCUCCCUGUCCGGGCCGUCACUCAGAACGGGAAGCACGCGGUCCCCACGAACAGUUUAGCCGGCAGCACUUACGCCCUCACGAGCCCCCUGCAGCUCCUGGCGGCCCAGGCUAGUUCGUCCACGCCAGUGGUGGUCACACGGGUGUGCGAGGUGGGGCCCGAGGAGCCGGCAGCAGCGGCCGCCACCCCAGCGACCCCGGCCACCGCUGCCACCUCUGCCUCUUCCACCGGGGAGCCCGAGGUCAAAAGGUCACGCGUGGAGGAGCCCAGUGGGACUGUGACGGCGCAGGCCGGCGUGAUCGCGGCCGCCGGCCCGCAGGGACCUGGAACCGGGGAGUGAAGUCACCUGCAUGUCGUCCGAGUGGGAUGCUCGCCAAAAGGGAUUCUGGAGCCGGGCCCUGACCGCCGGCCUCCUGCCGCCUGUGGACCGUGACGCGGAGGCUCCACGCUGACCUGCGCACGUGCCGAGCGGACAGGGCGGCCUCCACCCGCCUGCACCCGGACACGCUCGUCCUCCUUGUUCUGUCUCCUGCCCCUGCUGUGGUUUAAAACAAAACACAUAAACAAGUUCAGACAGCUGAUUGUACGAUUCGGGAAUGCUUGUUUUUAUUUUCCUUCUCCCUCACACCGUUUUCUCUCCCAGGCCUGUGGUCGAGGGCUGGAUCACGGGCCGACCCGGCCACGUGCAGAGGCGAGGCUUCCAGAGCAGCCUUCAGCCUUGAGGACGGACAGAGGCCUGCACGGGAGGGGCCGGCGGGCAUAAGGCCCAUUGGCCGAGUGGGAGGAGGCCGGAGAGAGGCAGGACCUGUCAAAGCUCAGACUGUUGUGGGCUUUUCGCCCUAAAAUAGUGACCUAGAAAGUCUUGGCAUUAAUCGGGGGGAGGGGGCUCUGGUUUGGCUUUGGACUCCAGAUACUUCUUGUCUUGUUGAAACGAAUUGAGGCUUAAAAUCUGAGGUAAACGCAGAAGGAAGCUUGUGUUUGUGAGGUCCGCAUCUGUGAACAGUGGCUGUGGGUCUGGGCUGCGGACCGGCAUUAAUCCCGUGGGGAGUCGCCGCUGCCGUUCUGUCUGCUAACUUCAAGAAAGAUCGACGGCGCCUGGAUUGGCUUUGGGGGCAGAGAGUUGUCUGGGUGAGGAGCCGGCGGCCCUCGUCCAGAGGCUCCGAAGCCAGGAAUCCGUGAGCCCUGCGUCCUCUGAGGGGCCUGAGGCCCCAGCGCCUGGACGCCGUGGGACGCACAGCGCUGGCAUGGGCCUCUCCCACCACCACUGUCACCGAGUCCCACUCGCUUUCCUGCCGACACGUACCUCCUGCUGUGCGUCCCGCCGCCUCCUGCGUCUGCCGCUCUGGGGCCACGAGCGGUGGCCGCACCGCCCCUGCGCUCGGCUCUUGCGGACUCCGUCGGUCUUGCCCUCGAGCCGACGAGUGGCACCAGCUCCCCUGGGAGGAACCCCUGCCCUUGCAGACGCCCCUGCUGCCUGGAGCUGUCACCGGACAGGAGGUGAGCCCGCGCUGCCACAUUUAUAGCCCAGUUCGGGAUCCAGAUUAUAGUUCUCCAGCUCCCCGUGGAGAACGUUCUCAGGAAAUGUUAAGCGCGUCUGUGAAGAGUGACUUUAAACUGGGCUGGCCACCUCGGCACUGGACCCCACCCGGCACAGCAGCCCCAGGCCCCGCACAGAAGUCCAGCGGGGACAGUUUUUCUUCCUGGAAGUAGCCUGUCCUCGGCAUUAGUCUCCCCUCAGCAAAGCUGCCUGCCCCUCCUGCCCCAAGAGCGUGCGGCCCCUGGAAAGCCGCCGAGAGAAGGAGGCCUCGCGGGCCACGUCAGGUACUGGCUCAGAACGAGAGGGAAACCGGGGAACACAAUCUCGAGGCUGUUCGGGCGAGAUUGCCUUGUGUGCCAAGCGUGCCGUGCCCGACGGCAGGGCUCGUCGGUGGCCAGGGUGGGUGUGACGAGCUGUCUCGCUGCCACAUUUGCCCGUUGCCGGGGCCACGUGCAGAGCAUCCUCCUGCCUGGCCCGGGGUGACGCCUGUCCUGGCGUCCCUCAAGCCCCAAGCCAGUCGUUUUCUAUGGCACCAACCUUUAAGUGGGAAAAAAGCUCUUUUGUGAAAUCCACACCUGUUGCCUUCAGUGACGUCGGGAUGGAAUUGGCCGGGUGUGCCGUCCUCGGUGAUGAGAAGUCACGCUCUGUUCCGCAUCGACAUUUUCUGUUGCUUUAUAAACUUUGUCUUUUACAGAGUCUGGUGUGUUUGAGAGGGCACGCGGGUCGGGCGGAGGCCGUGGCACGAUGCACAUGGCAGUUCACCUCCUUGCCGCGGGCCUAACCUUUGAGGGUCUGACCCCAGGGCCUGCCUCCGGCUCACCUACUGCUUCUCCGCCGCCGUGGUCAUCGUUUACAGGGUCCUUGUGAGGGGGGUUGCCCGGGUUUGCUGGCACCAUCUACAGAGAACACGGGACGGUCGCCCACGGACACGCGUCAAGCCUUUGCCUCAUCGGGUCAGUCUGGCCCUGACCCUUUGCUCUCCCAGCUUUUGAGACGUUUUGGUUUCUGCUCCUUUUUGGUGAUGAUCGCUCUCUAUUCGGGCAGUGGUUCCAUGAGGAGGGAGCGCAGAGGGGUCAGAACGUUGGUGGUGGUAUUCUGCCACGUGGAGAGCUCGCGCCUUUUCCGCUCCUGCUGGGACCGAGAAGGAGACCCUGUGGGGUCAGCUCAGGCUGGGCCUUGGGGGAACGGCCCCUCGGGGUUCACAGACAGUGAGCUUCUGGAUGGGUUUCUGGUCAUCUGACCAGACAGCAGGCCUGGCCCCUGCCGGCACACGUCCUGGGACGGUAGCCGAAGGCCCAGGGCAGCCCGCGCCUCAAGGAGACGCACCUUACAGCACAGCGGUCUGUGCUCUCAGAGCCGACCAAGGGAUGGUCUCCACCAGCUGGGAAGCAAGGGCACCAGGCCAGACGUGACCCGAGGACUGCGGCCCUCUGAAUCUGGCCUGCCUGUGACCCACCGCAAGCGUGGGUUGUAGAGGGCGGGCCAACCCCAGCCAAGAUCGGCAGAAGUGGAAAUAGGUCAAUUCUGGCAUGGUGCUGGGGUCACCAUGGCCUCAGGGGUCCGAGGACCUUCUCUUUGAUCUCCCAGGGGCUCGAGUGUGUGUGGAGAGGGCAGCCAGGCCAAAGGUAUGCGGCUUUGGGACGGGCCCACCUCCUCCUGCGCCGUGACCCAGGGCACGCAGGCCCUCUGCACCCGGUGGUACCAGGUUCCUCUUCUCAGUGUCCUGCUUGACCGGUCGCCACGUUUACCAGCACCAGAGACAGGAAAACACCCUCUCCGCACAGGAAGGAAGUCACACAAGUAACUCCUUUUCAGUAGUGUGCGUUUCGCACCAGGUAUAGUCUGGUAUCGUGUUGGAAGGAGGAGGGUUGUACCCAGACGUCACGGUGGUGUCACAGGGCCCAGUGCAUGGAGCGGUGUGGGACACACAAAGCCACGGAGGCAUGGCUCCUGGCGCCCUAGGGUGGACCUCCUGAGCUGUCUGCAUCCUUCUUCCAUGCUGAGGCCCUCCCAAGUACCGCGUGCUGGCCUCAGACGGGCCAGUGCAGUGCCGUGGGGAAUCAGACCGUCCCCUUUGCAUCUCCUCUGUAAAUUCCUAAAGGUUACGUGGCCUGCAUCCCUCCGUGAGGUUCAGCAGGUGUCGGAACAGCCCCUAGUCCUGCCCCACGCUCCGGGGACGGCAGGACCCAUUGCUGGGUCCACCGUGCAGAGCAGCACGAGGCCAGCCCUGGGGUUAUGGGGUCUGCGUGCCCCCGGCCACGCCUGUCAGCUUCACUCUCCCACGGGCUCGUGUUUGAGGGUUGCUGUUUUUCUUUUUCUUUGUUUAAGAACCAAGCCAAGUAGAGAAGAUGAGGAGGGUUUUCCGGGUUGAUAACAUGAGUAUUCCGUGAUUCUCGAGCUGGGAGGGAACGAGUUCAGGGUGGGGGUGUUGCCACGGCUGGAGGGCGGGGAUCCCCACUUUGCCUCAGGCAGCCUGACCCCAGAGGGUUCAGUGGGGAGCCCCUGGUCCCUCUUCUGCUCCUCGCUGGGACUGGCAGAGGACUGGCUCAAGGCCUCGCGUAUCACUGGGUCCGUGCUCUCGCUUCCCUGAGAACGGGUCUCCGUGGAGACCCAGAGUGAUGGGUCUGACCCAUCUGGACCACCUGCUUCUGCCCUGAGACACAGCCUUGUCCCUGGGACGCCAGAGCCCCGCCGUUAGUGACAGGGGGCCCUCCUGCAUGUCACCCAGGACCAGAAGUUCCACGGAAGCUCCGCCCACCACCAGGCGCUGCCGUUUGCCCUGCAUUUUUACACAGGACUAAAGUGAAAAUCUUCUUGGAAUUAGUGAGACUUGGGGAUCUUGUGUCUCCGUUAUCCUAACUGCUGGUUUUGGCGCUCACCGUUUCAGCCAAGAGUGAGCGGAGCAUCUGUCUCUAGGGAGAAACCCCACAAAGCACUUCGUCCAGUCCUGGCACCUGCUUGUUAUUGGGGUGCACUUGGGAGAAGCAGGGAUCCAGGCGGGGGUGGGGGGCAGCCGCGGGCCUGCUGCACGGGGCCUGCUGUGUAAGAGCCGUGUCCGCAGCCUACUUCCUGCGGGUUCUAGUUUCCCACUGGCGUCCCAGACCGGCCAGAGAGUCUCCGGGGGGCUCUCUCUUCUUUGCUCCAACCCUGUUAUUUUAAGAGUCAAAUACAAUUGGAAGAAUUCUGGCUCCUCCUGCAUUCGGGAAUCUUGUUCUUUUGAUUCAUCCCACUAUUUAUCGAUGGUUUACUCCAUGUCAGAAACAGUAAAAGUGCCCGGGAGGGAGGUUCCUAGCCACAGUAAGGGGGCUUGCCCUUCUGAGCUGUCUCCCAGAGUCACGAGGUGCGUGGUGACCUGGCCCCUCAAUGCCGAGCGAGCGGGCUGGGCUGGAACGAGGUCUGCGCCUACGAGGUGGGUUUUCCCACACGAAGUCAAUGGGUGUGAAGGAUGUUCACCUGGCCUUGUGGUCUCUUAAGCUCUUAGCCUCUAAGUUUCUGUGUUAACUAAUCCCCAUCUUUUUCUUUUUUUUUUUUUAAUCCAUAAGAAAUGGGAUUUAAAAUCAAACAUUUAAAGUUUGGCCCUUCCCUGCUUCCCUCCCAGCUUCCUUUCCGGAAGGCUUUCUGGAUACCCUGUAUUCUUAUUUACAGGGCUCGGUUUGUAUUUCAGGAUGGGGGUCAGGGAGGAAAGAGACAAAAGUGUGACCCCGACUCUCGCCUGGAUCCGCCGAGUUCAGCCCAUGCCCUGCAGCUCGGCCCACGCGAGCUGAGAUUUUUUUUUUCCUUACUUGCUGGCAAUUCUCCUGUAAAGAUAAUUUGGGGGGCGGGUGUUAGGGGGGUGUGUGUGCGCGCGCGUGUGAGAGUGUGUUUUCUUACAGCGGCUGUCUAAAGUAUUUUCUGCAGUACACGUGAUAAUCAGUGCUUUAAAAGCAGUGGUACCCCAGACAGUGGAAACUAGCUCAUGGGAUCGGAGGCCCCGCCGUGCUGCCAGUUUCCACCACCUGUGUGCACGUCGGUCCGCGGGAAGCCCAGGGGGGCCCAGACGCCCCACAGGUGGCAGGGAGCCAGCAGUCCCGUCCUCAGAAAGACGAGAGGCCCACAGCAGCUGGGCCCGCCUGCGUUUUCAUUUCAAAUGGGAUACAGUAUUUUUUUAAUAAGGAGCCAUACUUUUUUUUAAAAGUUUGAGAUCUGAAUGUGAUUUCUAAUUGUAUCAGACAUUAAUGUUUUAAAGCUAUAACAAAGUUUAAAAAUUUCUACUUUUUGUUUUUCAUUUAUUUUAACUGUCCUUUUAUCUAUUAAAUUGUUGUAUGUGGAUGGGGAAGUUCGGUUUCUCCUCUUAGCAUUUGUUUCUAUAACCAGAAAUAAAAUUAUAUAU